AUGGGCCAAGUCCAAAAAACACACUCUUCUAUUUACAAAGACUCACGUAUGCGCUCCCAUUCUCCGACUUGUAAUCCAAGAAGAAAAACAGAGCUGCGAGCUUGGACAACAUUCUUUCAUGGCGGCAGCUAGAAACACGUUGCAGCUGAGGCGAUUACUCUCUGCUCUUGCCCAUAAUAAUCAACCCUUCUCCUCUUCUCUCAAUAAAGAACAUAGCUGGAAGCUUCUUCCUUCCGCAAGUUCACUCUUCACCAGGAAUGAUUUUUAUGGGAGAGGGCUGCAGACUCUAGCAAAACCAACCAGCCAAGCUAAUGAGGAGUCGGAAAAUCAUGAAAAUGGUUUGAAGCCCAAUUGCAGCUCAGCCAAUGCUCCCUCCCAAGCAACCAGUAAUGAGGGUUCUGCUACAACUUAUUCUGCUUUAUCCAACUUGGAAACCUCUCCAAGGCAUGAUCUUGCCAUGAUCUUUACUUGCAAGGUCUGUGAGACAAGAUCUGUCAAGACAGUUUGUCGUGAAUCAUAUGAAAAAGGUGUGGUGGUGGCACGGUGUGGUGGUUGCAAUAACCUGCACCUGAUUGCAGACCAUCUUGGAUGGUUUGGACAGCCUGGAAGCAUUGAGGAAAUCCUGGCUGCUCGAGGGGAGGAAGUGAAAAAAGGGUCUGCCGAUACAUUUAAUUUAACACUUGAAGAUCUAGCUGGAAAGAAAAUCUUCAAAGAGUGAAUUCAGCUGCCAUGUAACAUCAUUCUAGUGACUUUUUUUCCUUCUCAAUAUGGCAUUUUCUGGCUGAACUCUCAUUGAUAUAUUUGUUUUUCUUUAUAAUUUAAAUUAGAUGUCUUCAUAUAAA
Molecule: messenger RNA, 842 nt
Organism: Populus nigra (black poplar)
Lineage: Eukaryota; Viridiplantae; Streptophyta; Magnoliopsida; Malpighiales; Salicaceae
Exons: 2
Coding region: 119-718 (199 amino acids)
Biological process (GO): protein stabilization; protein folding; protein import into mitochondrial matrix
Cellular component (GO): mitochondrion
Molecular function (GO): zinc ion binding; protein-folding chaperone binding
Source: RefSeq, a predicted model, not a curated record